UGUGACUUGGUUGGUGCCUUUCGUUUGUGGUUGGAUUUUUCGGAUGGAUGGCCGACACGGGCAGGCCUAGCCUGCAACAAAGCCAGUGAGAAGGGAGAGGGAGGUGUCGUGUGAUGCGAGAGAGAAGGCAAGGCAGGUGACCUUCUCAAAGAGGAGAAGCGGGGAUUUGAAGAAAGCUGGAGAGAUGUCGAUUCUGUGUGAAUCUGAAGCUGUUGUUAUCAUCUUUUCUCAAACUGGCAAGCUCCUUGAUUUCUCAAGCUCCAGGUACCAACCCUGUAUGGAUUUUAUGGGAGGCGUCUAGAAAGUUCCAACUUUUAUCUUCAUGUUUAAGAGUCAGAAAGCACGGGAUGCUAAGGAUCGACUUGAACCGGUUGCCUCGCAGGCUCAAAAGAUGAACAACAUUGUUACUGAACAAUGGAUUCAAAUUCAGCGACUUGAGCAGGCUUUUCAUAGUACUCAAGAUGAUGCCCAUAUCUUUUGCAGGGAGUCCCAAGUGAAAGAUGAAGUAAAGGGUGUCUUACAUUUCAUCCAGUAUACUUAUAAUAUUUUUGGCUUCUCUUUCGACCUGAAGCUAUCAACACAGACGGUGGUUUUUCUUAUUUUGAGGCUUUUGUUUCCAGGCUGCCCUGUGUACUCAAGAACUAAAAGGACAGUAAAAUGCUCGAAUAAUGGAACAGAGUUGAGAUUAUGCCCGAGAUGUUACAGUAACAACUGCAAAUACAAGUUCAGAGGAAGAUCAUAUUCCUUUUGUGGUGCAACUGGAGUUUGUUAUCGUAUGCGGUGCUUUUCAUUGUAUGGCCAUAUGAAGCUGCAGAUGCAAAUAUUUCUUAAGGUACAUGACGAUCCUUCUAACGCUCCAGUUUGAUGGUCCAACUCAAUGGCCCUUACGCCACUUGGGGGGACUGCUAGUAGAGAUCAUAGCAAUUGAUGUAAGUCCCUUACUUCUGUAAUACGGUACUUGGAGUGACUGCUGGUAGAGCUCAUAGCAAUUGUUCACUCAAUGUCAGAUUUUGAGAUCAACGAAUCAGCUCAUUGCUGUGGUCGAAGUUGGGGAAGGUGAUGUGAUGUUAGAAAUUAGGCUGCGAACAGGUUCUUUGACCAAUGUUCUUAUUAAUGCUUGUGCAUUUGUGCUCGCAAUCAAAAAGUGUUAUAUGGGCUUUAGGAUCCACACAUGGCUACUCAUGUGAGUGAGAGAUUUGCGGAGACUGACCGGUUCAAGGUUUUGAAAGAGGACUUUGUCAAAUGUCGCAUUCACUCAUAUGUGGUGUCGUUGUUGGCAUGUGCAGAGCCAUCGGUCUCACCGCCACGAUCUUCCACGAUUCCAUUUUUCCUUUCUUUUAAUUUAUUUUUAAAUUUUAAAAGUUUUUGUUGAUGGUUUGUUUGUGGAAAUGGAUGAAAUCAGGUGUUGGAUUAAACUGUACCUUCCUCAACACA
Messenger RNA from Malus domestica (apple), 1434 nucleotides. The record is from RefSeq and is a predicted model, not a curated record. NCBI's taxonomy places the organism in Eukaryota, Viridiplantae, Streptophyta, Magnoliopsida, Rosales, Rosaceae.